Molecule: messenger RNA, 1179 nt
Organism: Geodia barretti
Lineage: Eukaryota; Metazoa; Porifera; Demospongiae; Tetractinellida; Geodiidae
Source: the annotation of a GenBank genome assembly
AUGCACACCCCUUCACUGGCUGAGCUCCUGAAGAGGAUGACUGAAUUGGGAGGGUCCGAUCUCCACCUCGCCGCCGGUACUCAUCCCCAGGUCCGGGUGGACGGACGCCUCCGCCCUCUGACGGAAUUUCCGUCCCUGACGGCCGAGAAUACCCGGAGGCUGGCCUACAGCGUACUGACCCCCCACCAGAAGCAGCACCUGGAAGAACAUCUGGAGCUCGACUUCUCCUUUGGCAUUGGAGGGCUGGCCCGGUUUCGAGGCAACUGCUUCAACCAGCGGGGCGUCCUGGGGGCCGUCUUUCGAGGCAUUCCCUACCAGGUCAGCAGCUUCGACGACCUCAAUCUGCCGGCGGUUCUGAAGACAUUCUGCAGAAAAAACCGGGGCCUGAUCCUGGUGACGGGGGCUACCGGCAGCGGAAAGUCCACCACCCUGGCGGCCAUGAUCGACCGGAUCAACUGCGACCGCCACUCCCAUAUUCUGACCAUUGAAGAUCCUCUCGAGUUCCUGCACGACCACAGGAACUGUCUGGUCAACCAGCGGGAGGUUCACUCCGAUACCCGGUCCUUUGCGGCGGCCUUGCGGGCGGCCUUGCGCCAGGACCCCGACGUGGUGCUCAUUGGCGAGUUGCGCGACCUGGAGACGAUGGAAGCGGCCCUGCGGAUCGCGGAGACCGGGCACCUCACCCUGGCAACCCUGCAUACCCGUUCGGCAGCCUCCACCAUCCAUCGAGUCAUCGAUGUCUUUCCCGCCCACCAGCAGUCCCAGAUCCGCGCCCAGUUGUCCCUGGUGUUGGAGGGCAUCGCCUGCCAGACCCUCCUGCCCCGGGCCAAUGGUGCGGGCCGGGCCUUGGCCAUGGAAGUCAUGGUGCCCAAUUCGGCCAUCCGCAACCUGAUCCGGGAGGACAAGGUGCACCAACUGGAAUCGGUCAUGCAGAUGGGCCGGGGAAAGUAUGGAAUGCAGACCUUCAACCAAUCGUUGGCCGGUCUGUUCCGGGCCGGACAGAUCGGACGCCAGACGGCCCUGGAAUACUCGAGCAACCCGGACGAGCUGCGUCAGAUGCUCGACCGGGGGACCCCGGCUGCACCCGGACCGGGAACCGCCGCGGGGCCGUCGGCCGGCACACCGGCCGGGACCGCCACCCGAACCGCCCGACGGACCCACCCCGGCGCCCCGGGUUAA